This is a messenger RNA of Cyprinodon variegatus (sheepshead minnow), 1450 nucleotides long. It is a transcript of the gene sarnp, whose product is annotated as SAP domain containing ribonucleoprotein. Bases 58 to 693 code for a protein of 211 amino acids. NCBI's taxonomy places the organism in Eukaryota, Metazoa, Chordata, Actinopteri, Cyprinodontiformes, Cyprinodontidae. The transcript has 11 exons. Gene Ontology annotation, biological process: poly(A)+ mRNA export from nucleus. The record is from RefSeq and is a predicted model, not a curated record. Gene Ontology annotation, cellular component: nucleus.
UUCAGAAGGAGAGCAGCUUCUGUUUGAUUGGAGGAAGUGGAGCAUACACAGAAAAAGAUGGCCGAAGUGAUAGAACUGCAGAAAUUGAAGCUUGCUGAACUGAGGCAAGAGUGCGAUGCCCGAGGUCUGGAGACCAAGGGAAAUAAAGGAGAUCUGAUUGCCCGACUCCAAGCCUAUCUGGACGAACAUGAAGAAGACGUGGAUGUAGACGAAGUCCUGGCUGAGGAUUCUGUGGACUUUGGUAAAGUGGAGAGCACUGAGCCCAUAAAUGUGAACAAUGGUUCUGAAGCGAUUGAAAGUGAGCCGCCUGCUGAGAAGAAGGUGGUGAAAAUAUCUCCUCCAUUAUCUGCCAGUGAGAGACUACAGAAAAGAGCUGAGCGUUUUAAUGUGCCAGCAUCAGCUGAGAGCAAGAAGGCCUUACGUGCAGCAAGGUUUGGCAUGCCGUCCGAUUCUUCUAGCCCGUCCCCAGGCGUUGUUGCAAACAGCAAAACUGGCGUGAGCGCUGACCUGCUUAAGAAGCGGGCAGAAAGAUUCGGCAUGAACGUUUCCUCAGUUUCACAAAAGAUUGUGGAGGAUGAAAAGCUGAAAAAGAGAAAGGAGAGGUUUGGGAUCUUAACGAGCGCCCCGUCAGUUGGAGGAGAGGACGUUGAGGCAAAGAAGAUGAAGCGUGCAGAGAGAUUUGGAAAUGUUUAAAAAGAUGAUUGUCUUUUUUUUUUCUUUUUUUUUUUUUGUAGUGUUUUGUUUAAGGCUGUACAACCGAUAAAGUCUCACCGACUGGAAUUUUAUCAAUCAAAGGUACACUUAAAUGCAAGGUCAUAUCUGAGAGGUGGAUUCUGGAAAUGACUGUUUUCCCAGAAGGCUAAAAGCUAAUACUGUAUUUAUCUGUUUUUACUCGCUAUAAAAUUUUGAUGCAUAGACCAACUUCUUUUGUUUCUUUUAAACUAAAAAUUAUGCAGCAAUAAACAUUUUAUUUCCUGCAGCUUUUUCAUGUUAAGAACUGGUUAUAUUUCUUAGACCCAAGCCAAUUAUUAAUUUAAAAAAAGUGCUGCAUAGAAGUUGAGCGAUGAUAGUGGCCUCAGAUUAGGAAAAGUUCUGUUAAAGGUUGUUUUCAGGUUCAGUUUUUGGCCACAUUAAGACAUUAUUUCAUUACUCUGAAAGACAGUUGCAGGAAUUUUUUUUAUGACAUCAUCCAGUGUAGCUAAACAGCAAAUGGUUCAUUUGAAAAACGUUCUUUUGUUCAUGGCUUGAAAAAUCAGUUUUCUGGUUGUUUACUAAAUUUCAGGUGACAAGAUGUUUCCUUGUAUGUUUAUUUUGUUUUAAUUUACUUGUACUUUUGAUUUAGCACACAGCCUUUUAAUUCUUUGUCAUGGAGGAGGCACCAUGAUACUACUUCAGGUUAUCUGUCCAUUUUAUAACAUUUUGAAAUUUAAAAUAAAUUGUUUUGAAUUUU